Molecule: messenger RNA, 2913 nt
Organism: Grosmannia clavigera kw1407
Lineage: Eukaryota; Fungi; Ascomycota; Sordariomycetes; Ophiostomatales; Ophiostomataceae
Product: pre-rRNA processing protein
Exons: 3
Coding region: 1-2913 (970 amino acids)
Molecular function (GO): RNA binding
Source: RefSeq, a predicted model, not a curated record
AUGCCAAUCAGCUUGGCUGGUCCGAAGGUGCUGGAAGAGGCCUCUGCGGAUGCAGCGGAGGAGUCUUCCCGCAUCUUCGUGAAGAAUUUGCCGCCAAAUAUCACCGAAGAAAGCCUUCGCAAGCACUUCUCUUCCGGCGGCCGUCACAUCACCGAUGUCAAGCUCAUCACCCGGCGCCGGAUAGCCUUCCUGGGCUACCGCACGGCGGAGGAGGCCAAGUCUGCUGUUCGAUACUUUAAUCGGUCGUACAUCCGCAUGUCCAAGCUGUUCGUCGAGGUGGCCAAACCCAUCGGCGAUCUAUCGCUACCGGGAGCAAGUAGCCUGAAGCGCCCGUACGAAGGGCAAGAGGCAGCUCAGGAGGAUCCACAGAAAGUGGCGGAGGAAGAUCAAUCAAAGAGAAGGAAGCUUGACGAGGCCGAUCCCAAGCUUCGCGAGUUUCUUGAGGUGAUGAAGCCACAGCAUGGCCGAGGCAUAAGCAGCACGGCAGAUGUCUUUGCAGCAAUGGGUGAUAGUCAGACGGCACAGUUGGAAAACAAUGCCGCAGAGGCCGCUGCAGCGGCCGCUCUAGCUGCUGCUGAAGGAGAGAGCGAUGACGAGUAUAAUUUGUUGCCAGCACAGCAAGCUAAGAAGAGGAAGGAGGCUCUUGACGACGACCCAGACACUGUUGAGACAGAGCCGAAAGCGAAGGACGCCACUAAAGUAGUCAUUAGCGCAACUGCUAUAGACGAAGUCGUCAAGAAUGCCACGGACAGUUCCAGCUCAAGAGUGUCGCAACAGGAGGCACAGCAACGAGAGCAGCAACAAAAACAAAAACAAGCAAUCGCGUCCGCGUCGGAUGACGAGUGGCUUCGGUCUCGCACAAAUCGGCUUUUGGACUUGCUUGAUCCCAGCGAGCUAGAGCCGCCAAUCAUACCAAGUAUUCCGCCACCACCAGCACAGGCAGUGGCAAAAGCACAAACCAGUCUACGGGUUGAGGCCCAGGAUGACGAGGUCCACGAAGAGAUCGACGAAGAGGAGAAACCGGAUGAUAGCACGACACCCAUCGAAAGCAAAAUGGAUGUUGUGGUCGAGGUGGCACCUGCAUCACAAGAGCCACUCCUGCCAGAAGAUCAAAUUCGCGAAACAUCCCGUCUGUUUAUCAGAAACUUGCCAUAUGAUGCCACCGAAGCACACAUCUGGAAGUACUUCGAAACCUUUGGCCCCGUGAAAGAGGUGAAUCUUCCAGUGACCAACGCUGGUGCAAACAAGGGAUUUGCAAUGGUGCUUUUUGCCACCGCGGCAUCGGCGCUGGCAGCAUUCCAGAAUGGCGACGGCAAGACUUUCCAGGGUCGCAUCCUUCAUGUACUUCCAGCCAAGGCAAAGAAGUCAGCCACAGAUGUGGCUAUGGACGAGUUUGCCAUUUCCCAGAUGCCGUUGAAGAAGCAGAAACUACUGCGGAAGAAACAGGAGGCAGCAACCAGCACGUUUUCGUGGAAUGCUCUCUUCAUGAGCCAAGACGCAGUGAAUGCGGCAGUGGCGGAACGCCUGGGCGUGUCCAAGUCAGAGAUGCUAGACCCGACCUCGUCUGGCGAAGCUGUCAGACAGGCGGUUCGGCAAACGUCGAUAAUCGAGGAGACCAGGAGCUACUUCGCCGCCAAUGGUGUCGAUCUGGACAUGUUCAAGCCGCAUACCAAGCGGGGAGACAGGUGCAUUCUGGUCAAGAAUUUUGCUUAUGGCACAUCGUCGCAAGAGAUCCGUAGCAUGUUUGAGGAGUUCGGACCUGUGGUUCGCGUGCUCAUGCCUACGGGCGGCACCAUUGCGAUUGUGCAGUUUGCGCAGGCAGCUCACGGCCGACUGGCAUACUCACGGUUGGCUUACCGGCGAGUCAACGACACGGUGCUCAUGCUGGAAAAGUGCCCGGAGAACCUAUUUGGGGACAGCACGCACGGCCAGACUCUACAAGACACUGAAGUCGGUGCUAACGACCAGAAGGCCAAAACAAAACGCCCCAAGGUGACAGCCAGUGAACUUCUUGGCGAACAGGUCGAGACAGAAGACGUCGACGAUGCAGCAGACACGGAAGCUACCACCAGCUCGCUGUUUGUGCGGAACCUCAACUUCACAACAACAACUGAGCAGCUGGCAGGGGCCUUUUCGAGUCUGGCAGGCUUUGUGUCUGCCCGGGUAAACAGCAAGCCGAACACCAAAAAGCCGGGCGAGACGCUAAGCAUGGGCUACGGCUUUGUAGAGUUCCGGACCAAAGCAACAGCAGCAGCAGCCGGCAAAGCGAUGGACGGCUUCAUCCUGCACGGCCACACGCUGACGGUGCAAGCCGCGCAUCGCGGCCAGCAAGACGCAGCAGCCGAGCGGCGGGAGUCGGACCGGAAGAGAAAGCAGGCGGCCAACGGGGGUAGCAAGCUGAUCAUCAAGAACUUGCCGUUCGAGGCGACGCCAAAGGACGUCCGCACACUGUUGAGCACAUAUGGACAAGUCAAGGCGGUUCGGCUGCCGCGCAAGGUUGGCAACGGAACGCGCGGUUAUGCGUUUGCCGAGUUUCUCACAGCGAGCGAGGCUGCACACGCAAUGGAUGCGCUGCGCGAUACGCAUCUGCUCGGACGGCGGCUGGUGCUGCAGUACGCCGAGGCAGAGGCUUUGGAUCCGGAGGAGGAGCUGGCCAAGAUGCGCAAGAAAGUCGGCUCGCAGAUGAACACAGUGGCGCUGCAGCAAUUGACGACCGGACGCAGACAGCGGACGAAGGUGCAUAUAGGCGAAGAAGGGGCCGAGGAGGGCAUAGUGGAGCCUGCGAAGCCAGGGAGGACGGCCGGCCAAAUCGAGAAGGAGCGCGUGUCGCUGCGGAGAACAGGGGGUGGCCGUGAUAGGCCGGCGCGACCGGCAAAGCGUGACGAGAGGGAUGGCCAGAGGAAGGAGCGCUGA